Messenger RNA from Marmota monax (woodchuck), 2981 nucleotides. It is a transcript of the gene Prcd, whose product is annotated as photoreceptor disc component. Lineage: Eukaryota; Metazoa; Chordata; Mammalia; Rodentia; Sciuridae. Gene Ontology annotation, molecular function: opsin binding. The transcript is spliced from 6 exons. Gene Ontology annotation, cellular component: photoreceptor outer segment membrane. The record is from RefSeq and is a predicted model, not a curated record. Bases 2340 to 2495 code for a protein of 51 amino acids.
CGGGGGGCGGGGAUGUGGUCUGCUGGAAAAAUGUUUAAAAAAACAAAUCUUCUCCGAAGCCCCAGUCCUGUGUCGGUGAGCCAAUUCUGGCAAGGUGAAGGUUGGGCGGGGUGCGGGCGACGCGGCUAGCGCCGUUCGCCCACUCACCCGCAAGGCCACGGCGGUCCCCGCCGGUCCCCGCCGGGCGGGGCAAGAAGUAGGUGUGGCCGACGUGCCGAGGGGUCUCGGGAGGAUCUGGCGGUCACGCGGCGCUGGGCUGCGCGGGCCGCACAGGAGUGCGCCCCGGCGGGUGCCGGACCGAGUACACUGUGCUCCGCUCCCACUGCGCGCGAUGACGGGACGAGUGCGUACCGACACCUUUCACGUGGCGAGGAACUGUCUCAAAGUCAAACACUCCCAGGGAUUUGCGGCGUGUCUGCCAGUCGCCGGUCCGAGGGGGCGAACGCGAGCCCUAUCGCGGGCAGACUCGCUCCCGCUGGCGCUGUUGGCUCCCGAGUCGCCACUCGCAGAGCCUGGGACUCCCAGGCUCUGGCAGGUUUAGAACAGGGUCGAAGCCCCACCGAUCUGCCGCCUCCGGGAACUUGAGCACACCUCCAGUCUUGGGUCCCAAAGGCCUGCGCCCCUCUUUCUUCUGGUUGAAACCCCAUCUCCCUUGGUGCACGCGCGCACGUGGCUGAAAGAAGUAGGUGGUUGGCUUAUUAAUGAUACUGGUAGGAAAGAACCAGGCGCUGCCUUGAGUUCUAGCCCUGGCCGUGUCGGAGUGAAGUCUGAGGAAGAAGCAGCCAGGUAUGGCAGAAGGGACAUAGGGGUCAAAAAGUCUUGAGAGGGCUGGGGCUAACUGGGUUCGAUCUUUAGCACAGCAUAAAAACUAAACAAAUAAAGGCAUGCUGUCCAUCUACGACUAUCAAAAAAAAAAAAAAGAAAAAAAAGUCUUGAGAAAGGUCCAGGCCACUGAAGGUAUCUCAGGAUCACCAAGGUCCCAGUUCUGGAGGUUGGGGAGACAAACCCUUCACCCUGUUGGACUGCUCAGGGAGGUGUGAGAUUGGGCCAGAGGUGGGCACUGUGCUCCUGAGACCCAAAGCCCUGUCCAGCAGUUGCUCAGUAUUGGGGAUAGCAUGCCUCACCUCUGACUCCCAGUGGAAGCCUGAGGCCACACAGGGCUUGCAAUUGUCUACAAAUGUCACACUACAUGUGGAAUAUCUCCAGUUUUCCUUAAGACUCCCUGGUCAUCCUUACUCUGUUCAGAUAUUGGUGUUUCAUUGCCCAAGCAUGACCGGGGGUAGCUCUCCUCUUCAACUUUUGAUUCCUGACUUAAUUUUUAAAAAUCCAAUUUCAAAGUCCAGAACUAAGGGAAGCAGUAACCUAGGUAGGCAGAGGGCCAGCCUGACUCCUCCUUGGGAUCCAGGGUUCAGGUGUUUGAUGGGACUCAGCAGGAGUAGGCUGACACUACCCCCACCUCAGUUAAGGGAAGAAAAAUCUCAUGCUUUCCGCCAUCUUGGAUGAGGUGAAGUGGGGUGGGUGGUAAGGUCCUCACCUUACUCUCAUACUAUGUCCCAGCCCUGCCAUGACUUGCUCCAUGAAGGACACACACCAAACUCCCUUGAUUGUACCCACAGCUGGUGUGGAGACUUUCCCAAGCAGCUCCCCAAGGAGGACAGACGUUAAGAGGAGUCUUAUUGAUUUUCAUUUCAUCCUUCACAAAUUCUAUAUAUGUCUUAAGGUGUAGGAAUGUAUUCGUGCAGUAGUAUGUAAUUUAUAAGUUUAAAUUUUAUAUCUAAAUUAUAUAAGGUAGUUAUAUAAGAUAGAAUUUAUAAUCUGUAUCUUAAAUUCUGCCUUUUUCUGAGGAGGGUGUAUAAUCAGGAAAGUUCAGAGAAGGUUAUCUGGAGGGUGGGGCCGAGCCAGCCCUUUCCUCUCUGCUUUGCCUGGUCUUUCUAGCGUCAUUUAAAUAUUCUUCUCUUCUCCUGGUGCCUCCUCUGUGCUCCACUUCAUCUCCUGGAAGAUGCUGCUACUUUCUUGUCAGCAGUCUGGGCAGAGUCUUCUGAGGUCCUUCCUGAGCACCUGCGACUUCAGAUCCUCCGGCUCCUCUCUAAAGCUUUCCUGGUACCCGCAACUCCCAGAGUGCUCCGUAGCCAUAUUUCAUCGUGCCUAAGUCACUGUGUUGCAGCCAGCUGCUUAACUGGACAGCACAUCUGUCUAGACCAUCAGCCCCUGAGGGUGAGGCCCAGCAGGAGCCUCAGGACAGAGGGCAGCAGUUUGUGAGAACUGGCCAGGGCCACUGUGGUCCCUUGCCUGUGGCCUUCUUCUGCAGCCUCCGUCUGGGGGGAUGGGGCAGCUGAACCAUGUGCACCACUCUCUUCCUGCUCAGCACCUUGGCUAUGCUCUGGCGCCGCCGAUUUGCCAACCGGGUCCAACCAGACUCCAGCAGAGUGGAUGGGACUGUUAUGGGAAGCAGCAGGGACACAGACCUCCAGUCCUCGGGCAGAAGGAGCAUCUGAAAUAAUCCCUCCCCUCAUCAGUUGGGGCUCUGCUCCCGGAACUGGGAUCACCUGGCACAGGCAGCUCAAGUCCUGGUUCGGCCCCUAGCCAUGAAGGAUGCUUCGGGGUCAGAAGCAGCAGCAAGGGAGAGAUGGCAGAAGCAGUGAUGGAGAAGGCCUUUGACUCUUACUUUGAAGAAGCCUCAUGGAUGCAAGACGUCUGCAGCAAUACUCAGCAUCACAUCUUUACUAUGUCCCAAAGCCAGAAGAGAAGCUACCCUAUUUAAAAGCAAUAUUUUCCCAACUUGACCAGAAUUGCACUGCAAUUGAUGGAGGAAGAACAGCUUCCAGACAGCUCCUGAUAGUGCCCGUGUCCAGGUGUAGUUCCUAUGAAAUUACCAGUGCAACUGCUCCAAGUGUAAGCAGCCAUCUGUUUGGGAUUCCACCUAUCCUCCUUCAUGUUCUUAUUCAUAAAAUUAAAGAUUCCUUUCCUGAUUAAGAAGUCAA